UUCUCGUUUGGAAGCUCCUUCGCUGCUGCAUCGGACAUGGCAUCUUCGAAGCGGAAGCGCGACGCGAUAGCCUCGGAGGAAGAUAACCUAAACGGCGCAGAAAGUGGCGGUGGUAGUGAUAAGAGCAUCGCCGGCAACAGUUUCUUCGAUAUCUAUGGACCUGAUGCUAAAGCGGAGAUUGAGUUCAAACAGCCGGAAUCGACGUUGAAUCUACAAGACGUUCAGGGACUUGUGACUUGGGUUCUUGCUGAAGGGUAUAUGCCAUCAUGGGCAUUUAUCAAGAACAAGCCUCUCAUUCCAAAGGUUGUCCUGCUCUACCUUCCUGGAUUGGACGCGGCUUUGUAUUUAUCACAGUCUAAAUUACUUUCCAGUUUCAAAACAUGUCUUGGCAGACCUAGACCCCUUUUAGCUUUGAGUUGUGUAUUAGAUGAGAUGAAGACAAUCGAUGCUAUCCUCACGUGCAAGGUUAAAAGGAAGAGAAAUAUUUCUGGUUCAGAAGAAAAACAUCUCCAAGCAUCUGAGCCAGAACCAUGCAAUGCUAUGCAGAUUUUUUCCUUUACGGAACUCACAAAGGAUAUACCUUUUCCUAUCACGUACUAUACUUUAAGUCGAAAGGAAAUGGAAAACAAUGGAUACAUUCUUGAUAAACCAGGGUCAAAUCAAUUACCGGUUAACUUUUCAUCUACAGAUUUUUUCCCUACUCUUCCUGCGCCAUCAGGGUCCUCUCCCCAUGAGAUUUUGGCUCUUGACUGUGAGAUGUGUAUUACAAAGGAAGGCUUUGAGUUGACAAGGGUGACGUUGGCAGAUGUCAGAGGACAGGUUCUAUUAGAUAAACUAGUCAAGCCAUCAAAUCCCAUUACUGAUUAUAACACAACGUUUAGCGGAAUAACAGCUGAGAUGAUGGAGGGAGUGACUACAACUCUUAAAGAUAUUCAGGAAGAGUUUUUGAAGCUGGUUUCCAAAGAGACGAUCUUAGUUGGACACUCCUUGGAAAAUGACUUGUUUUCUCUGAAGAUCUCUCAUGAUAUGGUGAUUGACACUGCGGUACUAUACAAGCAUCCCCGCUGUGGGUCCUUCAAAACUAAGCUGCGGGUUUUAGCAAAAAAGUUUCUUUCUAGAGAGAUACAAGUGUAUGGAAAUGGUCACGACAGCAUUGAGGACGCAAGAGCUGCCAUGGAUUUGGCACUCUUGAAGAUAAGACAUGGACCUGAUUUUGGUUCGCCACCAGAAAUGGUACGGAAAAGGCUCCUCACUGUUUUGUCUGAAAGCGGGAAAACCACUUCUAUCAUUGACAAUAUUAACAUUGUAAAACGAUUUGCUUCUGAGUCAUCAAACUCAAUUCCAGUUUCUUCUGAUGACGAAGCAAUUUCAAAGGCCGUCAAGGAGACGAAGAACAACAGGUCGCAAUUCAUUUGGACCCAGUUCUCAGAACUGAAUGCCCAUUUCCAGAGAAAGGCGGAUAAUUCAGAGAAACUAAACACAAGAUUAGCGGAGUUAAUCUCGUUACUCACGUGUAACGACAAAUCUAACCCCAAGAAAAGCCGCAAAAGCAGUGUUUCGUCUGAGACAAAGGAAAUCUUGAAACGAAUGGACGCUAGAGUCCAUGCCCUUUACACUGCAUUACCCACAAAUGCCAUGUUUAUUGUCUGCACCGGACAUGGAGACACAGCUAUUGUGCACAGAGUACGGAAAAUGCUGAGAGAACAGAAGGAAACCGAGCUUUGCCGGGAGAAGAUCGUGAAGGUUCUAGAAGAACUUCAAGCACAAGCUGAGGUAGCUCUCUGUUUUGUAGGCAUCAAGAAAUGAGCAUAGGCAAACACAUUCUAAAUUAAGGAUGGACGUUUCGGGAAUCGGUUCAGAAUUUCAAUACAAUUAUUAUUCACCGAAUUAUAAAAUCAUGUUCAAAUAUUUUAUACAUUAUGCUAUUUUUUCUCAGAAGUUUUUGUAAAAGAGUAAUAUCAAUUUUAUUAAAUGUUGAAUUUUUUUA
Messenger RNA from Tarenaya hassleriana, 1987 nucleotides. RefSeq names its product small RNA degrading nuclease 5-like. NCBI's taxonomy places the organism in Eukaryota, Viridiplantae, Streptophyta, Magnoliopsida, Brassicales, Cleomaceae. The coding region runs from base 37 to 1806 and encodes 589 amino acids. The transcript has 14 exons. Gene Ontology annotation, cellular component: nucleus. The record is from RefSeq and is a predicted model, not a curated record. Gene Ontology annotation, molecular function: nucleic acid binding; exonuclease activity.